AUGUCGACACACGACACUAUCUCUCCUUUCAAGCUCUCAAUCACUCAGGCCGUUCUCGAUGACUUACAACUACGCCUUCGGUUGACCCGCUGGCCGGACAAGGAGACAGUUACUGACUGGUCUCAGGGCGUGCCACUCGCAGCAAUUCAAGAGCUUUGCGAGUACUGGCAGACCAAAUACGACUGGCGAAGAUGCGAAGAGCUACUCAACUCAUAUCCUCAGUUCACGACGACGAUUGACGGCGUGGAGUUCUACUUCCUGCACAUCCGAUCAAAGCACGAAGGCGCUCUUCCUAUGCUGGUCACACAUGGCUGGCCCGGUUCAGUCCUGGAAUUCAGACAUGUGAUUGACAUGCUCGUCGACCCCAAAGCUCACGGCGGCUCUUCCAAGGAUGCCUUUCAUCUCGUCGUACCAGCACUUCCGGGCUACGCCUUCUCCAGCAAGCCAACGGAGACGGGAUGGAAUUACAAGCGCACUGCACGUGCAUGGGCAGUGUUGAUGGAUCGAUUAAGCUAUGCAGACAGCGGAUGGGUCGCUCAAGGCGGCGACUGGGGUUCUCACAUAACCGCCAGCCUAGGUCAUCAAGCACCAAAGGGCUUGAAGAGCGUUCACAUGAACUCGGUCUACUUCGAGCCGGAAAAAGAGGUUCAAAUUCCAGCCCAUGAUAAGAAAGGCGAAGAACGAGCAGUGCAUCUGGACCACCGUCGGGAGACCACAGGAUAUCGUGGAUACUCCCUCCAGCAGUCAACGAGACCUCAGACCGUUGGGUACGGGCUUGCGGACUCGCCGGUCGGUCAGGCUAGCUGGAUAUACGAAAAGUUCAGAGACUGGUCCCAUCAUAACGGCGAUGCAGAGAAAGUGUUCAGCAAAGACGAGAUGCUGGACACGAUUAUGCUGUACUGGCUCUCGAACUCUGGAACUUCGUCCGCCCGUUCCUACUGGGAGAAUCAGCCCAACACGACCGCGUGGAAGAUUGACAUACCGGUCGGCGUGAGCUGGUUCCCGGGCGAUACGAGCUAUGCGCCUAAGGAGUGGUGCGAACGGUAUUCGAAAAACAUUGUGCAUUUGAGGGAGACGGAACGAGGCGGUCACUUUGCGGCGUGGGAGCAACCGGACCUCUUUGUUGCAGAGAUCCGUGAGUGGAGGAGCAAGAUAGAGUAA
Saxophila tyrrhenica is the source of this 1161-nucleotide messenger RNA. RefSeq lists its product as uncharacterized. The record is from RefSeq and is a predicted model, not a curated record. The transcript is spliced from 2 exons. NCBI's taxonomy places the organism in Eukaryota, Fungi, Ascomycota, Dothideomycetes, Mycosphaerellales, Extremaceae. Gene Ontology annotation, biological process: epoxide metabolic process. Bases 1 to 1161 code for a protein of 386 amino acids. Gene Ontology annotation, molecular function: epoxide hydrolase activity.